Molecule: messenger RNA, 2085 nt
Organism: Drosophila hydei
Lineage: Eukaryota; Metazoa; Arthropoda; Insecta; Diptera; Drosophilidae
Product: transmembrane protein 205
Exons: 3
Coding region: 403-1797 (464 amino acids)
Source: RefSeq, a predicted model, not a curated record
AAAGCCGCUGGUGCCUAACCAUUCAAUCGCACAUAUUAACUCGUCGCGUAGACUUCGCAUCAACAGAAGCAGCCGUAGCAGCUAACAGCACUAGCCCCAUACCUAACCCGCCCCAUUGCAAGCCGCGCGCGCACUAAAUCUAAUGUACAAAACUGCAACAAAAGUUUACUAAUUAACUAACCCAGCAACAACUCAAACAAUUACAACGAAACCCAAAGAAAAAUCCCCCAAAACUCAUCAAAAAUUUGCAGAUAAAAAUUGUAAUUUUUUUCGAGUGCAACCAAAAUUGAGCUAAACCAAAAGUAAUCGAAACAAUCAACAGUUAAAGUAACUGUAACAGUGACAAAGAAAACAAAUCAAAAAGGUGCAAAGAACCGUUAAGAAGAACAUACAAAUGCAAACAUGUGCCACAAUUCGGGCAUUGAAAGUGAACAGAUCGAACGGUACAUGGCGUUCGGUCUGCCCCAGAAAGCCGUCAGAAGCGUAAAAUACACGAUGCGCAAACGCGAAAAGCAACAGCGUAAAGAAUUGCAAAAGCAACAACUACAGCAAUCGCAAAAUCUCAGCGAUGUCGAAGACAUUGACAUGGGUAGCAGUAGCAGUAGCAACAGCGACAGCGGAACUGAUAUUGACAUCAAGCACACAAGAACUGUGCCGCUGAAGAAGGAGAGCUUGGCAGAAACUAAAAUAGUGACAGAGACUGCAGCAGCAGCGGCGGCGGCUAUUGAAGCAGCCAUCCCUCAUAACAGCAGCAUUAGCAGCACCAACAACAACACCAGCAGCAGCAGCGACAUUUUGAAAAUUCCCAAAUUCUGUGGACGUUUUCGUAAAAUGCAACAACCACAAGAAGAACAGUCAGAGGCUGACAAGUCUGCACACCGCAGCCCCCUAGCAACAAACACAACAACAACAACGGCUGCGCUAACAGCACAACAACAGCGCAAACUCAGCUCGAUGGAGCCAUCGAUGGACGACGCUCUAGCAAUUGGCACACAAAUGACACGCAAAUUUGCUGAGCGCUGCCAUUGCCUGAUCGGCCAACUGCAAGGCAGUCGGCUGUACACAAUCCUGACGCGUACGACGCAGCCGGCGCAUUUUAUCGCUAUUUGCAUAUUAUCCUUUGUGCUAUUGACUGUUGGACCCGAUCUCACAACGACAACAACGACGACAAUGCACAGCAGCCAGUUGGCAACGGCAGCGAUACACACAACAACGACGCAGACACGCAAUGCCGACGUCAACGGCGCUGCUGCCGCCACAAUGGAAGGCAGCACGCUGGCAACCCUGGCAUAUCUGGGCGCAUUCGCUACCCACUUUGGUUCACAAAUCUGGAUGACCUUUGUCUCUGGGCUCUCACUGUAUUUCUCACUGCCGCGUCACACCUUCGGCCAGUGCCAGCAAAUCCUGUUCCCCAAGUAUUUUGCACUGAACGCUAUGCUGAGCAUCAGCAUGCUGAUCAUAUAUGUUAAAUAUUUUCUGAGCGGCUGGACAACGGCGGCAAGUGUCCAAAUAAGCGCCUUAGGGCUGACAGCUGCCAUUGAAGUGGUGGUGAGGCUAUAUCUGGCACCGCCCAUGCUCCGGUUGAUGCACGAGAAAUAUAGAAUCGAAGGCGCUAUCGGUAGCGGCCAAGAGGUGGGCAGCCUCGUCCAGGGCGAUCUGGUUGAGUGUCCGCACUAUCAGCGCAUACACAAGGCAUUCCGGCGCAUACACAUGACCAUUGCCAUUGGCAAUAUGAUUGUUUUAUUGGCCACCUGUCUGCAGUUGUAUUUUCUGGCAUUGAAAAUACGAAUUAGCUAAGACCCGAACCACACGGAGACCCCAAAUACAAGAAACGUAAUGCAGACACAAUUUCGGACAACGCCUGAAAGGCUGCACUGCUUUUUUGUCACCUCCCCCACUAACUCCAUCUCUCUCUCUAUCUCUAUCUCACACUCUCUUUAUAAUGCAAAAGAAUUUAAUAUCAUUAUAAAUGUUUGUAGCUAUUAAGUCACUAGACAUCCCAUACACACACAUACACGCACACACUCGCAUAUAAAAGCUAAUAUUACAACAAGUAGAACAAAAACAAUAAACUGGUUAAAAAAA